UGCAACAUCGACUCUUGGAAAAAUGGUAUUAGAUUCAAGAAUGACGGAGUCAUUGUCUUAUUAAUUCAUUCAACUUCAAAAUCAAAAUAAUUGUUUCACCCUUCAGUUAUCUACGUGACAGCAAAACAAUGGCAUCUCGAAGGCGUCGGUCAAGGGCCGAAGUGGAUGAUGACGAUAGUUCGGAAAAUCCUACACCAGCGCAGUCUGCGAAAAGAUCUCGCACAAUACAUUACGAAUCCGAGGAAGGAACCUCUAGACCCGAUACUUCGCCAUCCUCUAGAGACGAAGAUGACAGACGAAAGGUCGGAAGCAUUUCUGACUCUCCCACAAUCACAUCGGGACGCGGCAAAUUCGCUCCAGGAGCUAUAGUUCGGGUUAAGCUCAACAAUUUUGUUACUUACGAGAGUGCUGAGUUUUUUCCAGGUCCAAAUUUGAAUAUGGUGAUUGGUCCAAAUGGUACGGGCAAGAGUUCCUUGGUUUGUGCCCUCUGCUUGGGUUUGGGUUCUUCACCAAAAAACCUCGGCCGGGCAGAUAAAGUCGGUGAAUUUGUCAAACAUGGUUCAAAGGAUGCUUUCAUCGAAAUCGAGCUCCAAAAAAGAAGCAACGAGCGUGAGAAUCAUAUCAUCAAAACUCGAAUCCUUAAAGAUGGGAAUAAUUGUGAAUUUUGGAUAAGCAACAAAAGAGCAAGCCAUAAAAAUGUUCUAGCUUUGGUCAACGGGUUCAGCAUUCAGAUCGAUAAUCUUUGUCAGUUCUUACCACAGGACAAGGUGUCCGAGUUUGCAGCAUUGACACCUGUCGAACUCCUCCAUCAUACACAAAGGGCAGUUGCUGCACAAGAGAUGUUGGACUGGCAUGAUGAACUCAAGAAUCUGAGAAAAGAGGAGAAAUCGAGGCAAAUGCAGCUCGACCUAGAUAAGGAACAAUUGGCCAAUCUAGAAAAACGACAGGCAGGGCUGCGUCCGGAAAUGGAACGUCUCGAAGAGCGAAUUCAGAUCGAGAAGAACUUAGAGAAGCUGAAGAAUAGUAUUCCCUUUGUGGAGUACAGACAGGCACGUCUUCGACAUAAGGAAUUUAGGGAUGAGAAGAUAGCAGCAACAAAACGAUUUCGUACUUUGGAGGGCCAGGUCGAACCGACUUUGCGGCUAGUUAACAAGAAGGAUUCGCUGGAGAAGAAUUUAGCCAAGGUCGUUUCCAACCGAAAGAAGAACCUUCAACUUGCGGAAGCAGCUGCAGAUGAGCUUUUGAAGAAAGUCGAGGAAUGGGAUGACAAAAUAGGUGAUUGCGAUCGGAGAGUAAAAGUUGUUCAGGAUGCAGAGGAUAAACGCAAGAAAGAUUUAGCAAAGGUUAGAAGGGCCAUAAUUGACCUCGAAGCCCGACUUCGAGAACCUGAAAUAGAGUUCAAUGCUGCUGAGUACAAUCAGCGCAUUGUGAGUAUCCGACCCAUUGAUUCCUGCGUAGCAAUUACUGAUUUUCCCCUUAGAGAGCAGUUGAGCAGGAUAUCAAGGCCAUCCAAGCCAGGAUUCAAGAGCUUCAAGAAAGCCGAGAAGUACUCAGAGCCAAAGGUCGAGACCUGCGAGCCGAACAAGACAGAGCGAAGCAGGAUCUCGCUGACUUCGACAGUCAAGCUGGAAGACAAAUUAACAAGAUUGCCCAGCAUUCCAGAGAUACUGCUAUUGCUUGGAAGUGGGUUCAGGACAACCCGAACAAGUUUGAGAAGGAGGUAUACGGGCCCCCCUUGAUUACAUGUUCUGUGAAGGACCCAAGGUAUACCGAUGCUGUUGAAUCAUUGUUUCGUCAGAGCAAUAUGCUCACUAUCACCGCACAAACUCAAGCUGAUUACAAGCUAUUAAAUGAUCAAUUUCACUCUGCAGAAAUGAGGUUGGCCGAAGUCAGGACCCAGAUGAGCACCCAGACCCUGGCUGAGACUAUUGGACGGCCGUCAGCUACUAUUGCCGAACUGAACAGUAUAGGUCUUGAUGGUUGGGCUAUUGAUUUCAUUGAUGCCCCAGAGCCAGUUCUUGCAAUGUUGUGCAAUGAUAUUAGAGCUCAUAGGACGGCCGUCACCCUCCAAGAUGUCACUGAGGAACAGCAUGAAAGGAUUAUCCGUGCUGGGAUCACAUCUUUCGUGACGAAAACCACCACCUACAAGAUCACGACGCGAAGAGAAUACAACGCAUCAUCAACCCAAACUUCCGGAAUCAAUCGAGCCAGGUUUUUCAUUGAUGGUGUUGUAGACACUUCGGGGCGGCGUAUGAUCGAAGAAAACCUCCAAGAACUCGGCCGAAAAUUCGAGGCCCUGAAGAAGGAGAACGAGGACAUAAGUGAUAAGAUCGAGCAGUAUUCGAUUACUAUGGCCCCGAAAAAAGAUGAAAAGGUAUGCGAGCAACGAUUUUGAUGUCAGGGGACAUUACUAACGAGACUCCGGAAACAGGACGCAAUUAUAGCCGAGAAACAACAAAAGCAAAAGGCUUAUGGUGAACAAAGAGCUCUUCCUGGACUGCUUGGUGAGUGGUAGAUUUACGAAUAUACUUGAGCAUGUAUUAACAUAGUGACAGCUCGAGAGAAGGAGUCUUUGGAGAGAUUGGAAUCAUCUAGCUCUGAAUCUAGGGCCGAGAUUCAAUUAAUUCUAAAAGAGCAAGACGUUGCUGGCCUCAAGAAAGGGGGGGAUGUGAUGAAACAUAUCGAGCAGAUCGAUCAGAUUAUGGCUUGCUCCGAAGGACUUGACGAAGCCGAAGCUCGACGUAUUGAAGCGGAUUCGGAUACCCACGCUUUACGAGAGCGCAAUCGUGAUAUCGUCGCAAACCUUGACGCUGAACGUACACGUUUACAGGAAAUCGAAGCACAAUCAAAGCUGGCAACUGAAACGGCACGGAUUGCGCUCGAUGCUUGCAAACAGCUCAGAAGGGAGGCUGAGGAGAGAAAUGACAUUGAGUCUUUAGAAUACUUCAGCAAUAUCUCCGAGGAUAGAACCGUGGAAAGUCUACAGCAGGAAAUAAACAGCGAGGAACAUAAACUAAACUAUAUUCAAGCUAAUAAUCCGAAUGCCAUUCGGGAGUACGAAAAACGCCAGGUUGACAUCAGCCGAUUAAACACCAGGAUCACUGGUACGGAGAGUGAACUCGGGGACGUUGCGCAGAAGGUUACUCAGAUCAUGAGGAAAUGGGAGCCAAAACUUGAUGCACUUAUUGAGCAAAUUAGUCAGGCAUUCUCGCAUAAUUUUGAGCAAAUUGGUUGUGCUGGUGAAGUUGGUGUGUAUAAAGAAGACGAUUUCGAAAAAUGGGCGAUUGAGAUUAAGGUCAAGUUCAGGUAUAGUUCCAUUGCCUUGAUUCUCACAGCAAGUCCAUUCAACUAACAUCAUACCAGGGAAAAUGAGACCCUUCAGCUUCUUGACAAGCAUCGCCAAUCGGGAGGUGAACGUUCCGUCUCCACGAUUUUCUACCUCAUGUCUUUACAAUCGCUUGCUCGCUCCCCUUUUCGCGUUGUUGAUGAGAUCAAUCAAGGAAUGGAUCCUCGUAAUGAACGAAUGGUGCACGGACGUAUGGUCGAGAUCGCAUGUCAGGAACACGAUAGCCAAUAUUUCCUCAUCACGCCAAAACUACUUCAUGAUUUGAAAUAUCAUCCAAGAAUGAAGGUUCUGGUUAUUGUGAGUGGUGAACAUAUGCCAGAUGAUCAUACGAAUUUCAGUGUAAAAGGUACGCUGGAGACCAGGAGACGUAUGAGGGGUAUUGCCGCUGCGUAGGUAUUCACAUAUAGCAUUGGAGUUAUGGAUAGGGGCUGUUGGUAGGGCCGGUGUUAUGGUGUGCUGGUGUACCGAGAGGAUCUUUGCUACAUCCUAUUUAUUGUGCUUUAUGAUGUUAUGAUACCCGGGGGACAAGGAAGGUAUUAUGUCUAUGGAUGGAUCAUUCUCGCACGGAUUUUGGUUGAUGACGAAAGCAUCCAAGUUUACAUCUACCGCAAUGUAAAUUCUCAUUUCACCUGAGCCCAUAUCGUUCAAUUAUGUAAUCUAGUUUAGUCCUCGUAAUGUAUUCAAAGCACCA
Molecule: messenger RNA, 4037 nt
Organism: Sclerotinia trifoliorum
Lineage: Eukaryota; Fungi; Ascomycota; Leotiomycetes; Helotiales; Sclerotiniaceae
Source: the annotation of a GenBank genome assembly